AUGAAAGCAGAUGGAAAAAGCGACAACGAUAAGCGGUUGAUGUGUUUUAAUUGCCAACAAAAGGGACACAUUUCUUCGAAAUGCCCACAACCACAACGUAAACGUAAGUGCGUUGACUGCCAAAAAGUACAUUCUAGAAACGAGCCCGAAAACUGCGGCAAGAAAAGCGUAGGAACACGUACGACGAAAUCUGUGAAUAAGACAGUUAUUCAAGGCAAUCAGUUGGAGAAAGUUGUUUCGAUUAACGAUAAUACAUUCACGGCACUGAUCGAUACUGGCAGUGAAUGUAGUAUGAUAAGGCAGAUGGCAGCGAAUUGUCUCAAAUGCGUUAAAGAAGAAUGUACCCUUAAGAUAAAUGGAUUUUGUUGUGGUGUUGUUUACGUACUUACAAAAAUACACGUUAACAUGAAAAUAGACAGCUUUGAGCGAGUUGUAUGUCUGUACGUAGUAGACAACGAACUGUUGCAGGUGGAUCUCUUGCUAGGGCAAGAUAUGUUAAAAAGUAUGCGAGUGACGGUGGUAAAUGGGGAAACAACUUUUGAAAACGUAUGCGGUGAAAUUGUUAAGAAAAAUGAACAUAAGCAGUUAUGCGUCGAUAAAAUCAAAUGUGGAAUCGAUUAA
Molecule: messenger RNA, 621 nt
Organism: Teleopsis dalmanni
Lineage: Eukaryota; Metazoa; Arthropoda; Insecta; Diptera; Diopsidae
Exons: 1
Coding region: 1-621 (206 amino acids)
Biological process (GO): proteolysis
Molecular function (GO): zinc ion binding; aspartic-type endopeptidase activity; nucleic acid binding
Source: RefSeq, a predicted model, not a curated record